Entrophospora sp. SA101 is the source of this 629-nucleotide messenger RNA. The record is from the annotation of a GenBank genome assembly. NCBI's taxonomy places the organism in Eukaryota, Fungi, Glomeromycota, Glomeromycetes, Entrophosporales, Entrophosporaceae.
AAUUAAUACCGUCUUUUCCAUUAUCAGGAUUGAUGAUGAUUGUAGUAUUUGUAGUAGCAGCAGAUUGGUCAACUAAUUUUGGAAUAGGUUUCAAAAUGGUUUUUGGUGAUGAUAAUGCCGAUGAAGACGACGCAACCAACGAAAUAAUAAUUACCAAUUGUAUUUUAAAACUAGCAGAUCAAUUCAGUUGCAAUAAUAAUUCUGGUAGUGGAUCAACAGCAUCAACAUAUCCUCCACUAUCUUUAACACAAUCAUUAACUGGUUCGUCAUCAUUAUCAUCAAUAGCAACACCUGUUAAUUCAUCAAUAAAAUCAUUACCUUCAAUACCUGUUAUGACUAUGCCACCAUCAAAUAACAGUAGUAGUAGUAAACCUAUUAUUUCAACCACAAUGCAUUCAUCCUCUGAUUGGGAAAGAACUUUACAAAGAAAACUUGAUUUGUUUGAAUAUUUAUUGCCUAAAAGCCUUGGACAUAGAGAUGCAAUUGCAUCUGCAAUUGUUUUUCAACUUUUGCGCACUAUCAAUUUAUAUGAAUUGGAAUAUUCCACAAAUGAUUAUGAAAAUUUUAAGGGAAAAGUAAUGACUGCUUAUAAUAUUGUAAUGUCAGAACAUUCAUUUUUUAAUUUAUAA